Engraulis encrasicolus (European anchovy) is the source of this 2905-nucleotide messenger RNA. Its product is annotated as elongation factor 2b-like. The coding region runs from base 1 to 2586 and encodes 861 amino acids. NCBI's taxonomy places the organism in Eukaryota, Metazoa, Chordata, Actinopteri, Clupeiformes, Engraulidae. Gene Ontology annotation, biological process: translational elongation. Gene Ontology annotation, molecular function: translation elongation factor activity; GTPase activity; ribosome binding. The record is from RefSeq and is a predicted model, not a curated record. The transcript has 13 exons. Gene Ontology annotation, cellular component: ribonucleoprotein complex; cytosol.
AUGGAACUGCGCCAUGUGAACUUCACCGUUGACCAGAUCCGUGCCAUCAUGGACAAAAAGUCCAACAUUCGGAACAUGUCUGUAAUUGCGCACGUGGACCAUGGGAAAUCCACUCUGACCGACUCACUGGUGUCCAUGGCCGGUAUCAUCGCCUCGGCCCGUGCUGGAGAGACCCGCUUCACCGACACGAGAAAGGAUGAGCAGGAACGUUGCAUCACCAUCAAGUCAACUGCCAUCUCUAUGUACUACGAGCUCAGCGAAAACGACUUGGCCUUCAUCAAGCAGUGCAAAAAUGGCUCUGGCUUCCUGAUCAACCUGAUCGAUUCUCCCGGGCACGUCGACUUCUCCUCCGAGGUCACAGCCGCUCUCCGUGUGACUGAUGGCGCCCUGGUUGUGGUGGACUGCGUAUCCGGUGUGUGUGUCCAGACUGAGACCGUGCUCAGGCAGGCCAUUGCUGAGAGGAUCAAGCCUGUGCUGAUGAUGAACAAAAUGGACCGUGCCUUGCUUGAGUUGCAGCUCGACUGUGAGGACCUGUACACAACAUUCCAGCGUAUCGUGGAGACUGUCAAUGCCAUCAUUGUCACCUAUAGCGAGAAAGAUGGACCAAUGGGAGAUAUCCAGAUUGACCCGGUGAUCGGUACUGUCGGUUUUGGAUCUGGGCUCCACGGCUGGGCCUUCACCCUGAAGCAGUUUGCUGAGAGUUACGUGGCCAAGUUUGCUGCCAAGGGUGAUUGUCAGCUUACCCCACAGGAGCGUUGCAAGAAGGUGGAGGACAUGAUGAAGAAGCUCUGGGGUGACAGGUGGUAUGACCCAGUUACUGGCAAGUUCUCCAAGACUGACAAAGCACCAGAUGGCAGGACUCUUCCACGCACCUUUAGCCAGUUCGUCCUUGACCCCAUCUUCAAGAUGUUCGAUGCCAUCAUGAACUUCAAGAAGGAGGAGACCGCCAAGAUUAUCGAGAAACUUAACAUCAAGCUGGACAGUGAGGACAAGGAGAAGGAGGGCAAGGCCCUGCUGAAGGCUGUGAUGCGUCGCUGGCUGCCAGCUGGGGAGGCGCUGCUCCAGAUGAUCACCAUCCACCUGCCCUCUCCUGUCACAGCCCAGAAGUACCGCUGUGAGCUGCUCUAUGAAGGACCAGGAGAUGACGAGGCAGCCAUGGCAAUCAAGGAAUGCAACGCCAAAGGCCCCCUUAUGAUGUACAUUUCCAAGAUGGUGCCCACCUCUGACAAGGGUCGGUUCUACGCUUUUGGUCGUGUCUUCUCUGGCACUGUGGCCACUGGCCAGAAGGUGCGCAUCAUGGGACCAAAGUUCUGCCACGGAAAGAAAGAGGACCUUUUCCAGAAGCAAAUUCAGAGGACCAUCCUGAUGAUGGGACGCUACGUCGAGCCCAUCGACGACGUGCCAUGCGGUAACAUUGUCGGUUUGGUUGGCGUGGACCAGUUUUUGGUCAAGACCGGGACCAUUACCACUUUCGAAAACGCCCACAACAUGAGGGUGAUGAAAUUCAGCGUGAGCCCUGUCGUGCGAGUGGCCGUCGAGGCAAAGAACCCUGCCGACCUGCCCAAGCUGGUGGAGGGCCUGAAGCGUCUGGCCAAGUCCGACCCCAUGGUGCAGUGCAUCAUCGCGGAGUCCGGCGAGCACAUCAUUGCUGGAGCCGGAGAGCUGCAUCUGGAGAUUUGCUUGAAGGAUCUGGAGGAGGAUCAUGCCUGCAUUCCAAUCAAGAAAUCUGACCCAGUUGUGUCCUACAGAGAGACUGUGAGUGAGGAGUCUAGCGUCAUGUGCCUGUCCAAGUCCCCCAACAAGCACAACCGACUAUAUAUGAAGGCCCGUCCCUUCGACGACGGUUUGGCCGAGGACAUUGACAAGGGUGAGGUCACCGCCAGGCAGGAACUGAAGGCCCGCGCUCGCUACUUGGCCGAAACGUACGAGUGGGACGUCGCCGAGGCCCGUAAGAUCUGGUGCUUUGGCCCUGACGGAACCGGGCCAAACAUGGUUGUAGACGUAACCAAGGGAGUGCAGUACCUCAAUGAGAUCAAGGACAACGUGGUGGCUGGGUUCGAGUGGGCAUCCAAGGAGGGAGUGCUGUGCGAGGAGAACCUGCGUGCCGUUCGUUUUGACCUUCACGACGUGACCCUGCACGCUGACGCUAUCCACCGUGGUGGUGGCCAGAUCAUCCCCACUGCCCGUAGAGUGCUGUACGCCGCCCAGCUGACAGCCAAGCCCAGGCUCAUGGAGCCCAUCUACCUGGUGGAGAUUCAGUGUCCUAAGCAUGUGAUCGGCGGCAUCUACAGUGUGCUAAAUCAGAAACGUGGGCACGUGUUUGAGGAGUCCAAUGUUGUGGGAACACCCUUGUUCAUCGUCAAGGCGUACCUGCCUGUCAACGAGUCUUUCAACUUCACAGCGAGUCUGCGCGCCAGCACCAGUGGCCAGGCUUUCCCUCAGUGCGUGUUCGACCACUGGCAGAUUCUGCCUGGAGAUCCCUUCGACUCAACCUCCAAGGCCGCACAGGUUGUCGCAGAGUCGCGUAAACGCAAGGGUCUCAACCUGGCCGUGCCUGCAUUGGAAAACUACCUGGACAAAUUGUAAUAAUAAUAAUAUUAAAUGCGUUUUAUAUAGCGCUUUUCUUGAUACUCAAAGUCGCUUUACAGAUGAGAAAACAUGUAGACAAUACAGACAUACAGGGGGGAAACAACAGAACUGUGAGAGACAACAUAGGACAACAACAACAACAAUGGAUGUGGGAGGAGGGCAGCGGUGUUGGUUGGGGGAACUGGGUAAGCAGGCCUAGGUGUUGUAGGUGGUCUGGAAAAGAUGGGUCUGGAGUUUGAAAGAGGACAGUGAGUCAGACUCACGGAUGGCCUGAGGAAGGGAGUUCCAGAGGGUUUGUAGAAGAACUGCCUCCCGU